AAGCAGUAGAGCCUUGACGGACGCCAAUAUACUUUUUCAACCAGAAUUUGAUACAAUCCCAGAAUUCCGAGCCCGCUCGAGUAACCAGAAGGCCAGCUGCCAAACCCCUAUGCAGCUUUUUCUGCUGACACUCUAAUCCCUGCAAAUAUUCAAUUCGAAUCCCUGUAAUUUCCCGUAUUCAUCCUUAUAAUAUCUCAAAGCUUCAAUUGAUUGCGUGGAAAGCAUCUCCAGCGUCACGUUUUAAGGUUGGAAUUAGCGGAGAGGCAGCUAUGAAGAGCCGGUCUCACCGGCUUCCUGUUGCAAACCCACAGGAUGACUGGGUGGAUGGUUCAUGGACAGUGGAUUGUGUGUGUGGUGUGAAUUUUGAUGAUGGGGAGGAGAUGGUGAAUUGCGACGAGUGCAGUGUGUGGGUACAUACACGUUGCGUGCGCUAUGUCAAGAGUGAGAAGCUGUUUGCGUGUGAUAAAUGUAAGAAUAAGGCUAGGAGGAAUGAUAGCGAAGAGACUGAGGUUGCUCAGCUGCUUGUUGAGUUGCCCACCAAGACUUUGAGGAUGAAUCCUCCAUAUCCUAAUACUGUGCCUGUCCGAAAGCCCUUUAGGCUUUGGACUGAUUUGCCAAUGGAGGAAAGGGUUCACAUGCAAGGUGUUCCGGGUGGUGAUCCAGCUUUAUUCUCUGGGUUAUCAUCUGUAUUUGGUCGUGAAUUGUGGAAAUGUGGUGGUUAUGUUCCCAAAAAGUUUAAUUUUCAAUAUAGGGAGUUUCCUUGUUGGGAGAAUGAAAAAAGGGAGACUCACGAUAACACCAGCGACAAAGGCAAUGAGAUGACUACUGGUAAUGGUGCUGGUGCUUUAUUCUCACUGUCAAGAGAAAACCGCUUGUUUUCACCAGUAGUUAACCCUGUUUCCGAGAAGCCGGUUAUCGAAUCUAACGGUGCUAUGGAUUCAGAUGAUGUGAAGAAGGGCACAAGUUUAUUGGGCCCCAGCAUGAUACAAGGCAGCAAACGUAAAAAAAGAGAGUUUGGGAUGUCCAAGGACCAAAGUGGUAAGAAGAAGUCUAAGAUCGUUGAAAAGGAGGGAUAUCUUAAGAAAGAUACUCGUGCUUCUAGACCAGGAAAAUUGCAAUUUUAUAAAGACAGAGGCCCCAUGGCUGUCAAGACAGAUAUUCAGAGAACAAAAUUUGGAAAUACAGGGGAAGUUCUGGCUGCUGUUGGCAUUUUGGAAGGACCUCGUAUACUGAACCACGGCACAAAAAGCUACCGUGACAUUCCAGCUUCAAGUGAGUGCUUCUCAAAAAUUGUAUCUUGUGAUGUGUCUAAACGCUGCUCGACAAGUGAAGCACAUCCGCGGGAAGACAAGAUUAGAAACCAUGUUCCUGCUAGGGUAGAGGAUUCUUCUAUGGAGAAUGAUGGAGCAGCAACAAUUUUAGAGCGUAGUGAUUCUGCUAGUUUACCUACAACAGACGAGGUUGCUACUAAUGCUACCAACAAUAAGGAAGAGGUUGCGGUAUGUCUUGGGACUGAAUCACAGAUGGCGGAGCCCAUGAUAGAAAAUGUUACAUGUCGUGGUCCAGACAUUAAAAGGCACCCAAAUAUUGGAAGUUCAAGUGAUGAUAAGGUCAUUUGCUCUUCAGAACUCGAUGCUAAAUUGACAGCAGAAGUCCAUUCUGAUCCUGCAGGCCUUGAAUUUCAACAUUCACUUUCAAGCAACGGUAAGUUGGAUAUAACAAAAUCCUUGCCAAAACCUGCAGGGAUAUCUUCAGGAUGCUUGUUUGAAAAAGCUGAAGUACACAUUACCACGGUAAUUAAUUCAGAAUAUAGUGACUGUAAAUUAGAGGAAGACGAUAAAAAGGCAACAAUGGGUGAUAAUAGUCUAACUAAUACUGAUGAAUCACCCAGCGCUCUCUGUCAAUCUAAUCAAGAACCUAAGAUUGCUGAAGUUGUGGUUGGACCAAGGAAGAGUUCAGGACACAAGGAAAGUUCAAAACCUGCUGAAGAUGCACCUAGAUCCUGCUUACCAGUCACAAAUCCUUUACCAGCUUCUAAUCACCGUAAAGUAGUUUUAUCCAUGGGAAAAUCAUCUACUGGAACAACCAAGUCUUCUGCUCCUGAGAAUCGAACAUCCUCAAAAGCUCAUAAUCACGAUUCUAAUGGUCGACCGAGAGGAAUGUCUGAGAUUAAUCUUAGUAAUAAAAGAGAAAGCUCGUCAAUGGAUUCUGGUAGGGAUGAGGAGAGGCGUGAAAGACCAAAGAAAAUAUUGAAAGAGCUCCCAAAGUCAUCAGUUGGUUCGGCAUCGAAGACCUCGCAGUCGACCAAGCUCUCUCAUGCUCCAGUGAAGCGAACAGUGUCAGAAGCAAAGGAUUCAGUCCUCAAUUCGUCUGCUAAAACAUCAGCUGUGCGUAGCAACCCUGCUGGUUCACACUCUGCAGAGUCUUCUACUUCACUGCAAAGUGAGAGUGCCUCACAUGUACAUAAUAAAGCUACAGGUACACAUUUGACACAGAAAGGUGAAAAGAUAAACCAGCCCAGUUCCCAACCAUCUUCUAAAGUGAAUACACAUCUGAUGCAUCCUCCAUCUUCGUCAUCUCCUGCGGCACUAAGUGAUGAAGAGCUUGCUCUACUGCUUCAUCAAGAACUUAAUAGUUCUCCUAGAGUUCCUCGAGUGCCACGGAUGCGUCAUGCUGGUAGCUUACCUCAGUUAACCUCUCCAACGGGUACAAGUGUGCUAAUGAAGCGAACAUCUAGUGGUGGAGGAAAAGAUCAUGGUUUGACAUCUAAAAGAAAGUCAAAGGAUAUAGGCAAAGAUGGUUCAAGCUGUUCCCAGGAAGAGGUGGUUCAGGAAACUAAGAUAUCCGAGAGAUCAGUUUCUCCUGAUUGUAGGAGAGAAGAUGAUUCUGUUAUUAAGAGAGAAGGAGAUGGUGGAUCAGCAAAAAGUGUGCAGUCUCUGAAGAAGAGUAACAUACUUGCCUCCAAUACUUCUGCAAGUAGUAGUUUGUGUGCCUCAAAAGAGGCAAAUAAGCAGAACUUGUCCUCAAUGCACUAUUCACCAAGUGCAGCUGCUGCUGAUGACGCAAAAGUGGUUGGACAUCCUUCGCGUCGUACUUUACCAGGCUUGCUUGCUGAGAUUAUGAGCAAAGGUCAAAGAAUGACCUAUGAAGAGCUUUGCAAUGCAGUCCUUCCGCACUGGCCCAACUUGAGGAAGCACAACGGAGAACGUUACGCAUAUUCAAGUCACUCUCAGGCUGUUCUUGAUUGCUUAAGGAACCGAAGUGAAUGGUCUCGCCUGGUUGAUCGAGGUCCCAAGACCAGUACAAGUAGGAAGAGACGCAAGCUUGAUGUUGAUUCCCAAUUUACUGAAUCAGAGGAUAAUGAAGAUUGCAUGGAUAGAGCUGCAAAAGAUGUGAGGAACAGGACUUUUGAAUCAAAUCAGGAAGAGUUUCCCAAAGGCAAGAGGAAGGCGAGAAAGCGCAGGCGACUGGCUCUUCAAGGAAGAGGCAUAAAGGAUGUGAGGAGGCGGCACAAGGCUGAGGUUUCCAGUGAUGAGGAGAUUGCCUCAUCCUCUGAAUCUCGUGAGGACAGCAUGUUCAGCGAAGAUGAGGUACAAGGUGGCGAAACUUCUCCAGCUGGAAAUGAGGCCUCUGCUAGCUCUGAUGAGAGAGUGACCAUGUCAUAAUUUGUGUUAGGUGCUUUUUUUCUUUUUCUUGGGGUGUUUAAUACAUAACAUCUAUGAUUAGCAACACUGACUCGCAGAUCUUGUUAAGUGGCAAUAACUUUCUAUACACACUGAAGAUUCUUGCAUACAUGAGGUUAUGGCAGUCAUUGUUCAGAGGAUGUGUGUUGACUGGUAGCUUUGGCCAAGUCAUGUAUUAGUCCUAUUUGCAUGUUUGCUGGUAUGUGUCCUUGGGUGGCCUGGGUAUGUCAUCAGCUGCCUGUUGAUACCUAAUGAUUUUGUCAUUAAGAUUCAUGCAGUGAAUUGUAGAUGAAAGUUGUCUGCGGAAGCUGUAAGCUGCUGUAAAUAGUUUAGAUGCUCCACAACUCUCUCAACUGCAGAUUUUUGUGUAUUUGUGCUCCUGAAAGUUUUGAAGCUUGACAAUUUAUGCUAUUCCCUUGCUUUUAGUUGAUUUUUGA
Nicotiana attenuata is the source of this 4120-nucleotide messenger RNA. RefSeq lists its product as uncharacterized. NCBI's taxonomy places the organism in Eukaryota, Viridiplantae, Streptophyta, Magnoliopsida, Solanales, Solanaceae. The record is from RefSeq and is a predicted model, not a curated record. The coding region runs from base 270 to 3665 and encodes 1131 amino acids. The transcript is spliced from 9 exons.